This is a messenger RNA of Stomoxys calcitrans (stable fly), 1558 nucleotides long. RefSeq names its product KAT8 regulatory NSL complex subunit 2 (gene dgt1). Gene Ontology annotation, cellular component: NSL complex. The transcript has 3 exons. The record is from RefSeq and is a predicted model, not a curated record. NCBI's taxonomy places the organism in Eukaryota, Metazoa, Arthropoda, Insecta, Diptera, Muscidae. The coding region runs from base 80 to 1495 and encodes 471 amino acids.
GAUUCAAAGACUUGUGCCUUAUUUUUUGCGAGAGUGAAGGAAGAACUAUUUUAUUAAACAGUUGAUCAAUAAAAAUAAGAUGUCUAAAAUAUUGCCGCGACAGUGUGGCCGUGGAGUCAUAUCUAAUGGAGGAGGUAUUAACUCUGAGAAGGAUUUACGUGAACAAGUGCAUCAUGAAAUUGAGACCAAGUCAAAAAUAUGUUCCAACCCAACAUAUGAAUGUUCUAUUCCACGUAUCGAUGGUUAUGAUUUUUGUAUUAGACAUAUAUUGAGAGAUCCAAAAGGCAAUUUUCGACAGUGUACUUACACAUACAGCAACAACAAAAAGUGCACAAAUGCUUUGCCAAAGCAUGACCUUAAAAAUGAUCCAAAUAUGACUACACUCUGUUUUGAACAUAAUCGCCAAGUGCAGUUGCAAAAGACGCAUGCCUCUGUCGGUAAAUUGAAGCAAGUAGAUUCAAAUGAUGUGCUACUUAAUAGUUUGGCACACCAUAUUAAUGUCGAGGACACACCACUCAAAAAUGACACUAACUGCGAGCAGGAUGAAGAAAUUGAUGUGGUAUCGCCAUAUGUAAUGCCUUUUGUUACCCACGAUCAAGUGCACAUGAUCAGUGAUGUCGUUUGUACAAUGCGCAAGCGCAAGCGCAUAUUAGAUUACGCAUCCGAUAGUUCCACCGACGAGGAAGUGAUUUGUAUGAGCAAUACCUCCCAUGGUUAUGAAUGUAAUGAAUCGGACAAUGAAAGUGUAGAUUCUCAAGAUGAUGACCUUUUGAAACAUGCCGGCAUUUAUACACGCCAAGAGGCAAUACGUAUAUCGGAAGCAAAAUUGACUAAACUACAAGGUUUGUACAUAGAUCAAAUAAAUCGUUUGCAUCACAUGUUGCGUGAAAAACGACGUCGAUAUUUACAUGCUAUUCGCCGCGAACGAGAACACUUGUGCAGCAUCCAUGAACAGCUUAAAGAGAGUCACCGAGAAAGAGCAUUGUAUGACCAGCUUAAAGCCUUGAAUUCAUAUCACAGACGCCAUGGUAUGGAGGCCGUUCUAUAUAAGAAAUUUAAAGAAAAAAGAGGACGUGCUGCUGCCGAAGGUGUUGGCACAAAAUCAUCAUUUCCUAAAUGCAUAUUCACGGAGGGCGGUGUCAAAUGCGGUGAUCGUGCACUGCCAUGCUGCAAAUACUGCCGCAAGCAUAUAUUGGAAGAUAAAAAACAAAUCCUUUUUAAGGCUUGCGAAAAGGAAAAAUCUGGUGUCGUUUGUCAAGAACCUAUACCGUGCAUAUUGGAUGAUUCCACUUGUGUUCUUCACUUGACUAUACCCCAGCAAAAACACUAUGUACAAAAGAAAUAUGAGUCCGAAACUGAGGAGGAAGAAAUUGGCAUUAAAACCGAGCCUUUGGACAAAUCGGCUAUAGAUUUAAAAAUGUCAUUACAAUUAAAUGCUUUGAAAGAAAUGAAAAAUGAUCAGCGUAUCGAAAAUUCGAGUGCAUCUACAAGAUAAAAUAAAUUAUGUAUGUGUACAUUUUUUUCCAUUGUGAAAUAAAAACACACGAAAAGGAAUAAA